Messenger RNA from Hyla sarda, 5053 nucleotides. RefSeq names its product ferrochelatase (gene FECH). The coding region runs from base 248 to 1507 and encodes 419 amino acids. Gene Ontology annotation, molecular function: protoporphyrin ferrochelatase activity. The record is from RefSeq and is a predicted model, not a curated record. The transcript is spliced from 11 exons. NCBI's taxonomy places the organism in Eukaryota, Metazoa, Chordata, Amphibia, Anura, Hylidae. Gene Ontology annotation, biological process: heme biosynthetic process.
UCGCCCGCUAUUGGCUGCUAUGGGUGACCUGGUCUCAGGUGAUGGGCACGGGCCGUGUUCAGCCACCUCUCCGGGCUCAUCACCCGUGAGCUCCGGAGUCAGGUCCCGGGGCCCGGGCGGUGUGCCGGUAGUGGGCAGGUUUGGGCCGACCCUCUAUGGGCGGAUAUGUGUGCGGGCACUGCCUACAGGGGGCGUGCCGCUUGUAUAACUUUACAGGGGCCCGUGCCAUCCGGCUUACACUGAGGGAAUGCUCGGACUUGUGGCCAAUAUGGCGACCCUGAGAGCUGCGCGACGGCUACUGCUACCGCUACACGCUUUAAAGUCAGAUGUGACAGUAUCUUCAGCGAAUCAGCGGUGGAAAUCUACAGCAGCAGCUGCUGCAGCGACUCAGGGCGUAGAGGCGAAAGUGCAUGUUCACCCUGAUAAGAGGAAACCUAAAACUGGAAUUCUGAUGCUGAACAUGGGUGGUCCUGAGACUCUCGAUGAUGUCCAUGAUUUUCUUCUUAGGUUAUUUUUAGACAAAGAUCUCAUGACUCUUCCAGCACAAAGUAAACUUGGACCUUUUAUUGCCAAACGCCGAACACCAAAAAUUCAGGAACAAUACAGAAAAAUUGGUGGUGGAUCCCCAAUUAAAAAAUGGACAACACAUCAAGGAGAAGGCAUGGUGAAACUGCUGGAUGAACUGUCCCCUGCCACAGCUCCUCAUAAAUAUUACAUUGGAUUCCGUUAUGUACGACCGCUUACUGAAGCUGCCAUUGAAGAAAUGGAAAGCGACGGUGUAGAGAGAGCAAUUGCCUUCACACAGUACCCCCAGUAUAGCUGCUCUACUACAGGAAGCAGCUUGAAUGCAAUUUAUCGAUACUAUAAAUCGAAGGGUGUAAACCCCAGGAUGAAGUGGAGUCUUAUUGACAGAUGGCCGACACAUCCCCUUCUUGUCCAGUGUUUUACCGAUCACAUCAAAAAAGAACUUGACAUGUUUCCAGAAGAUAAAAGGGCUGAGGUGGUUAUCCUUUUCUCCGCACACUCUUUGCCAAUGUCGGUGGUGAAUCGAGGAGAUCCGUACCCGCAGGAGGUUGGUGCUACAGUACAAAAAGUAAUGGAGAAACUGAAUUUCUCCAACCCUUACAGGCUGGUGUGGCAAUCCAAGGUUGGACCCAUGCCCUGGUUGGGUCCAUCUACAGAUGAAACUAUUAAGGGUCUCUGCCAGAAAGGGAAGAAGAAUAUUCUACUAGUCCCCAUAGCCUUCACCAGUGAUCACAUAGAAACCCUCUAUGAGCUGGAUAUAGAAUACGCUGAGCAUCUGGGGAAAGAGUGUGGAGCUGAGAACAUCAGACGGUCCGAAUCUCUUAAUGGAAAUCCAUUGUUCUCCAAGGCUCUUGCCGACUUAGUUCUUUCCCAUAUCAAAUCCAACGAGAUCUGCUCAAAACAGUUAACUCUUCGGUGCCCAAUGUGUGUUAACCCAGUCUGCGGAGAGGCAAAGGAUUUUUUCACAAAACAGAAGCUGUGAGGCUCAUGAGGGAGCCAAAUGCUGCCAUGAUGACUUUUUAUUUUUUGUUUCUUUGUUUCCCUAAUUUUUUUAUAUAUGAUUUAUGCACCUUUUUCUUGUAUUCAUCUAGUGCUUCCCAACCUGUGGCAAAACCACAAUUUUCCACUUCCUCUGACAGCCGAGGGCUGUUGUGGUUUUGUGAACGCUGAGAGCAACAGGUUGGGGAGCAGUGUAUUCAGCACUUAGAAUGCCUAUCUGAUCUGCUGGGAAGCUGUCUUCCUCCCUUUUGUGUUGCUACGAAAUAACUGAUUUUCACGUACUGGCCGUAAUCCUAUUAUGUCACUAUGUAAAAGUAUCGAUGGAGCAGGUAAUAACGUCCUGAUUUUUGGGGUCCUACCAUGCUGAGAAUGAAGGGGCUACUUUUCCUUCCCUGUUUUCCAUGCGAUGCUGUCCAGCCCAGUGUUUUCCAACCUGUGUGCCGCCAUCUGUUGCAAAACUAUAAAUCCCAGCAUGCCCGGACAGCCAAAGGGUGCCUAGACAUGCUGGGAGUUGUAGUUUGACAAUAGUGUUCCCUGGUUGGGUAACUCUGUGUUAGGCGAAAUUCUCAUUGCUGUUGUGCUCUGACCUGUUUGUCCAUUCGGCUGUGACUUAAAUGGGGUUUGUCGGUAUCCAGUAUUUUAUAAGAGUUCAGUGGACAUUUAAUUACCCUGUUUCCCCAAAAAUAGGACAUACCCAUAAGAUAAGCCAUAGCAGAAUUUCUAAGCAUUGGCAUAAUAUAAGCCAUACCCCGAAAAUAAGACCUAGUGGUAGGCAUGGCUAAGCGUACCGGCUCAGAGCGGUAAAGAAGAUGGGCAGCCCUUUUCAUCUGCCCCAUCGUAACAGCAGUUAUCCCGGAGGUGACUAGAGAGGUGCCCGUAGCCUCAUCAACAUGGUCAGCUCCCCCUGUCAGGUGCCGGUACUUCUGUUCGUGCUGUCAACCGCAGCAUAGAGGAAGACAGAAAGUGAAAGUAAGUCUCCUCAAUAAAGUGAGGAACAGAAAGUACUGCUUUGCGGGCCCUCAGGGGGAAGAAUAAAGCUUAGGCUGCUGUUUUACUCAGCACUGUGGGUCUCUCUCUCAUCCAGCAACAAUCUGUGGGUUGCUCUCACCCCCAACUAACACUUAUAAAUCUAAGAUAUCCCCUGAAAAUAAGCCCUAGUGUGUCUUCUUGAGGAAAAACAAAUAGAAGACUGUCUUACUUUUGGGGAAACACGGUAUAUAUUAUUGUUUUUUUUUUUGUUUUUUUUUUUUGUUUUUUUUUCUCCACUGAACUCCCGUUCUUCUGUCUGACAGAGCUCCAUUUACCGGAGCAAAAUGGCAGUGUCAACGAGCCAUUACAGAGAUAUUCUCCCUUAUGAGGCCGGGUACACGCUACGGAAUCUCGACCCAAAGUAUGAUAAGACUUACGGUUCCCAUAGACUGCAACGUAUUCUGACAAAAGAAUAACCAAGUUUCUGCUGCUCAAAUUUCUUAAUGCACCCUGUGCAGCAGAAUCCUAUUGACAGUAGUUUAAAAGGGGAAUUCUUAGUUUAGGUACAUACAACAGAAGUCAAAAGCAUGUAUAGGUAGCUGCAACCCGACAAUAGUAUUAUUGCCAGACGCGUACUAAUGUGAAAAAGGUUGUGUAUCCCAUACAACCUGCGUACUAAGUAGUACUAAUAUCUGGGAGGAGAAACUGGAUACAGAGAACAGUCACAUGCAGGUGUCACAAUCGAAUAAAACAGUUCUCAGAAUCGAUCAAUGGCCGUAGCUGUAGUAUGGUUCGCAACCGACGAGGUUCCAAGCUGGUAAGAUAUAAAGUGCGAUAAUCCAAUAGUGUGGGUAGAAAUAGUAGCUUGCACUCACAGUCCUCGUAGCUUGUCACGACCCGAGCAUUCUGUGCGGCAGGGAGCUGUUCUGAUGUGGGCACUCAGAGGCUAACAGCCGUUUUCGCACUCAGCCAUGUGCUUCUUCUGGCCUCAAUCACGUCACUGCGCUCUUCCAUUUUAACAGGUGUGGAGCUGUCACCAAGGUAACAUAAAAAUUAAACCUUUAUUCCAUAUAUCUUGCUCAAAAAAGAUUUUAAAAAAAUGCAAAAAAUUAUUGAACUACAUUAAGGAGGCAGUCCGGGAUGGGAAAUUACAACUGAAAUGACAUACGAUCAACCCUGUCAUUAAGACCUGCGGGACCUUGGGCAUCUACUUGCUGGAUCCAGCGUGCUUCCGGCUCAAGCAAGAGGCUAUGCUGAUCACCACUAGGGGAACUCCCACUUUCUCCAAGCCACCAAAUCUUAUGACAUCUGUAUUACCACCAUGCUCGUUUCUGAUAUGGUCUAUUAAUCUUACCGAUACCUGUUUUUACAGAAUACAUAUGUUCUCUAAAUCUUGUUGCUAGUUGCCGUUUAGUUUUCCCUAUAUAAUAUCUUUGACUUGAGGGAUGGGGGUGUACAGGCUGUCAGAACUCCUCCCACGGAUAAAUCCACCGAAUGUAUAGACUUUAUUUGUGAUGCCAUUUUGUUAAUCCUUAAUAACAAUUAUUUUUUUUUUGCUUUGAAGAGCAAUGGUAUUGGCAAAAAUCAGGAUGUGCCAUGGAGACCCCCAUUUCAUGUACUUAAGCAAACCUGUUUUUAGCAGUCAUGGAAAAGGAAUACAUUUAUUCAAAUAACAAUCCAUUCAUCAGUAAGAUAAAAACAUAUCACCGAUAUGUGGACAAUGUAUUAAUUGUUUGGGAGGGAUCACAGUGAGAUUUUGAUAACUUUGUGGAAUUCUUAAAUAUAGAAUAAAGUCUAUGAUUUUUACUUGUGUUCAUGGCAAUAAAGAAUUGGAGUUUCUUGACCUUUAAAUUAGUGGCUGAAGAAAAGCUAGAGAUUCAAGGAUUUACAAAACAAAUAUCAAAAAAUUCAUUGCUACAUUAUUCUGGCUUGCACCCUCCUCAUGUUCGGAACGGGAUUCCACUUAGCCAGUUCAUUCAUCUGAAAAUAAAUAAUACUAAGGCAGAGAACUAUCAGAUCCAUGCUAAGGAUCUAAAAGAAUUAUUACAGCAAAGAGGUUAUCCGGUGUCAAUAACAGAAUCUGCAUACGAGAAAGUUGAAAAAUUACUAGACCGGAAUUACUACAAGGAUCCAAGAAAAAAACAACAGAAAUGAAAAAAGGUUUGUCUUUUCUUUCAAAAAUACGCAAAUGAAUACCUAUGUGAAUACAGCUAUAAGGAAGCACUGGUAUAUGAUUGAACAGCAUCUAGAGUUAAAAGAAGUAGCUAAACGGAAACCAAUUAUUACCUAUAGACGGAACAAGACAAUCAAGGACUUUCAUAAAUAAAAUAAAAAAUGAAAAGCUAAAAUGGGGAAUCAAAAAAAAAAAACUGGUUAAUAAAAGGGUUUCCAAAGGGAAGUAAAAAAUGUAAAUAGUGCUGCUAUAAUGCUAAUGUAAGCACUUCCACGAUAGGAGGGCAUUUUCAUGAAAUUCGUGAGCUCAUCACAUGUAAAUCCACAUAUGUUGUUUAUUUUAUGUGUCCCUGUCAAAGAUAUUAUAUAGGGAAAACUAAAGGCAACU